This is a messenger RNA of Aspergillus fijiensis CBS 313.89, 698 nucleotides long. RefSeq lists its product as uncharacterized. The transcript has 2 exons. The coding region runs from base 88 to 525 and encodes 145 amino acids. Lineage: Eukaryota; Fungi; Ascomycota; Eurotiomycetes; Eurotiales; Aspergillaceae. The record is from RefSeq and is a predicted model, not a curated record.
CCAUCUAACUCAAAUACUCAUCAAUCCCGAACCCAACACACCAUCUUACCAUACCCUCAACCAACCCAACCCCCCAAAACCAUCACCAUGAAAUUCCUCUCCUCCAUCCUCCUCCUCAGCGGUCUCGCAGCAGCAACAGCAGCGACAGCAGCAACAGCACCAUCCAACGCCCACCCCACCACGCUCGUCCAGAAGCCCGCCACCGCGGCGGCCGGUGCUUCCGGCGCUGGCGGCGCUGCCGCCGGAGGGAGCACGUAUAACCACGUCGCGGACCCCAACGAGGGCCAGAAGCCCGCCACCGAUGGCGGGGAUCACGGUGCGACGGCGGUCGCGACCAGCGGCAAGGCUAAUGCCAAUGGCAAUGGUAAUGCCAGCGCCAAUGGCAAGGGCAGCAGCAACGCGGGCAGCAGCAGCAACGCGAGCAGCGCCAAGGGCAACGGCAACAGCAACAACAACAAGGGCAACGGAAACGCUAACAGCAACUCGGGCAGCAACGCCCACAACGCUGCCGCGCCCUCGCAUUAACAGAAGGAUCGCCGGGCAUUGGAUGAGGAUGUCCAGGAUCUCGUGAUGGGGCUGAUGGUGGAGGUGGUCGAUGAGGGGGUGACGGAGGUGAUGCAGGAGGGGCUGGAAUAGACCAGCAAGAUGAUGGAGGAUGGUGGUGGUUACGAGUCAUGGAUUGAUUGUUGUGUUGUUGA